Molecule: messenger RNA, 1056 nt
Organism: Pedinophyceae sp. YPF-701
Lineage: Eukaryota; Viridiplantae; Chlorophyta; Pedinophyceae
Source: the annotation of a GenBank genome assembly
AUGUUUUGGCGUCGGAACAGGCUGGACGUUUGCGGCGCGCACGCAGAGUGCGUAUGCGGUCUGUUGGUCGUGCUGCUAGCGCUGGUGGGGCUCUGCAGCGGCGCUACAGACCCCCAUGUUGCAAUGCGUGGCGUUGAAAGCAUCGUCGACGCAACGGACAGCGACGCUCAGUCUUCGGCGCUUCGUCAUGGGCGUAGGGCACUUCAGGCGCUGCAGGUCGCGACAACUUCGCAGAUCGGGUCGAACACCGCCCCGCUCCUGGCGCAACGCACGAUCGCAUUGCAGCUCGCGCAGCCCGGUGACGCAGUCGGGGGCGCCAUGGACGACCGCUUCCUCGCCAGCGCAUCCGGGACCCGCGACUGGGGCGAAGGGAGCGACUGGAUCGACCCUGCGCGAGACGUCACGACGAUUCAGGCCCUCCGCGACCUCCCACAGCGCUUCGGGAGCACCGUCCCGCUCGCGGCUGCGCAGAGCGCGCCGCCCGACGACGUCGAGAACGCUUUGCGCGUCCCGGGCCUUCUGAUUGCCGUGAACAACGGCAUCACGGGGCCGAGCGGCAUAGCGCCGUAUGUGCCGUCUGGCGGCAACGCGGAUUUCCUCCAGUUCGUGGGAUUCGAGCCCGGUGUGGGGGUCGUCUUUAAGUCGGCGGGGAGCGGGUCCUUAGGUGGCGGCCUCGAGGGCCUCGGCGGCGGCCUGGCGGGGAGUCUGGAGGGGGGCGCGUAUCAGGUGCAAGCAUUGCUGGGUCUUGACGGCGCGUACGUCCUGGCGCGGGGGGUUGGACGAGGUGACGGGGAGGUGGUUGGGGACGCGUGGUCCGACGAUGCGGGCGCCGACCUGGUCGGUCAGAUGCUCGGGCAGGGCGCGGGGGUCGUGUCGCUCCUGCCCGGCGGCGAGGUGCAGGUGUGGGGCGUCGGCUCUGGUGCCACGCUGUCUGCGACGCCCGCGACUGACGGUGGGUGGGAAGUCGUGAGGGACGCGGGACAGGGUCGGGCAGCGGUGAACGUGCGGUCGCUGUUCUUCGACGUGCUUCGGAGCGUGUUAGAGAGCUUUGAGUAA